This is a messenger RNA of Dermatophagoides pteronyssinus (European house dust mite), 7262 nucleotides long. RefSeq lists its product as uncharacterized. The record is from RefSeq and is a predicted model, not a curated record. NCBI's taxonomy places the organism in Eukaryota, Metazoa, Arthropoda, Arachnida, Sarcoptiformes, Pyroglyphidae. Gene Ontology annotation, cellular component: axon; glutamatergic synapse; SWI/SNF complex. Gene Ontology annotation, biological process: presynaptic active zone assembly; protein localization to synapse; positive regulation of DNA-templated transcription. Gene Ontology annotation, molecular function: structural constituent of presynaptic active zone; protein binding.
AACAACAACAACAACAACAAUUAUCAAGAACUGGACAACAAUACGAUUCUCAACAACAAUCACGAUCAAAUUCUCGACCACAACAACAACAACAACAACAAUUUAAUAUGAUUGGAACAUCUUCAAUGCCAAUAACAUCAGCAAUAACAUCGACAAUAAAUUCUACAACAGGAUCAUAUACCGAACAACAACAACAACAACAACAACAGCAAAGAAAUAUGAGUGGUGUUGGUAUUCAAGGACAAUCUUCAAAUUGUAAUAAAAUAAUAAUGACAUCAUGUUCAAUAUGUCAUAGAGAUAUAGAACAAAAUUUAUUGAUCAAAUGUAGUGAUUGUUUUAAAAUGUUUUGUCAACAAUGUGGACAACAAGAUCCAAAUAGACAGAUACGAUGUUGUAUUGAAUGUUAUAAAAGACGACAAUUAUUACCGCCUAGUCUAGUGCCUCCGCCAUCCGUAUCAUCAUCAUCGACAACAUCGAUGAAUCUAAAUUCUUCCAAUUUAAAUCAACAACAACAACAACCGUAUUCGAAUCAAAUUAUGCCACAAACAUCUUCAUCAACAACAAUGAAUUCUUUCGAACAACAACAACAACAACAGCAACCAAUUAUUCAACAACAACAAUUAAAUUCACAAAAUAUUCAAUCAUCAAUGAUUCAAGAUAGCAAUUACUUUCAACAACAACAACAACCAAAUCAGUCAGGUAUGAUCAUACAGCAAGAACAACAACAGAAUUUAGGUCAACAACAACAGCCAAAUAUUUUUAAUAAUCAAACGGAUAGUUCGACAAAUCAAUCUAGCUCAUCAAUGAUUAAUAUUGGUUGUAAUAAUAAUCAAAUGAUUGGACAACCAAAUUCAAUGAAACAACAACAACCAACAACCAUGCCAAAUAUUUCAAGUCAAUCUAUGCCAAAUGCACAACAACAACAACAACAACAACAACCGUUCAUGCAAACAAAUACAAAUAUGAAUUAUACGAAUCAACCGUCGACAAAUGUCACAAGUCAACAACAACAAUUGCAACAAACUGGAAUUCAUGGACAACAAUUUAUGGAUUCCACAACUAGGACAAAUUUAUUAUAUAAUCCAGAUGGAACCAUACAACAACCUCAGCAAUCAUCAUUGAAUCAGAAUCAAGCACUUAUGCAGCAACAACAACAACAACAACAACCUCAAAAUUUACAGACGAUGAUUCAACAAAAAAAUCCAACAACAUUAUCAAAUCAACAAUGCCUAAAUCAGUCUUCCGAAAUGAUUGAUGCAUAUGGUCAACCAAUGAUCAAUCGUUCUGUUCAAGAUUCCCAACAAAAUUUACAGCAACAAAAUUUUCCGAUGGGGCAACAACAAAUUUCAAAAUCAAUGCCUCAACAACAACAACAACUUAUAGCAAUUACUGGACCUGAUGGUAUGACUGAAACGAUAAAUUCAUUAUCACAGCAUCCACAACAACAACAACAACAGCCAACACAAUUAACAUUAAUGGGACAACAACAGAAUGCAUAUGAAAAUGGUCAAUCUUUAAACAACAAUAACAAUAACAACAACAACAACAAUGAAAAUAAUUUGAAUGAACUUGAUGAAUAUGGUUAUUUAAAUUUUGAAAUUGAUGAAGAAUAUGAACGACAAGUUCCUGGAAUUCAAAUAGGUAAUCAGCAACAGCCACAACAAUCAUACGAUAUGACCAAUACAUCAAUGUCGAUGAUGGUCACACCAAAACAACAAUCUUCAUCAACAUUACAAGAUUCACAGAACAUGAUCAAUAUGAACCAAUUAAUAAAUUCUCAACAACAACAACAACAAAAACAACCACAACAAUCAAUUGGUAUUGGAUCACAAAUGAAUAAUACACAACAAUUAUCGAAUAAUUUUAAUCGUAUGGAUAUUGAUCAAUCGUUAAUGUAUCUAUUACAACAAGAUAUAUCAAUGGCAAAUCCAUUAUUAACACAACAACAACAACAACAGCAAACAAAUCAGAUGUCAACAAUGGCUAUUAAUCCAGCAAUGCAAACACAAGCUGGAUUUUCACAACAAAAUGAUCAACAAAUGGACAGUCGAUUUAUGAAUAAAAUAAUGUCACAACAACAGUUUCAACCACAGCAACAACAACAACAACAACAACAACAACAACAACAGGCAAAUUCGAUACAAUCAAUGAAUAAUAAUUUUAUUGGUCAAAAUAAUCAAACAAAUCAAUUUAUGCAGUCAAAUUCUAAUUCACAAAUUUCACAACAAAAACAACAAUGCCAACAAUCAUCAUUAUCUAGUGGACAAAUGAAUCGAAAUUCUAUCGAAAGUGGAAAUAAUUUGACAAAUGAAAUAUCAUCAUCGUUUGAUGUUAAUGGUCAACAAAGAAUUAAUCAGCAAAAUGAAAUGCUUAUUCAAAUGUCCAAAUCUAUGAUUAAUCAACCACAGCAACAGCAGCAACCAACACCAUCAUCAAUGAUUAAUACUACAAUGCAUCGUUCAAUGCCCUUAUAUAAUAUGGCUGGCCAAUUACAACAGCAACAACCAUCAUCAAAAAUUAUCGAUAAUAAUAAUAAUGUGCCAACAGAUUUUCAUCAUUCUCUUAUCUCAUCAUCAUCAUCAUCCGCCCAACAACAAAAUCCAGGAAUAACGAUGAAUCGUUUGAAUCAAUCGACAGCAAUACCAAGAGAAUAUCAACAAUCAAAACAACAACAACAACAGAUGGCAGCAAUAUCAUUGGAUCAACAACAGCAACAGCAAGGAUGGCAACAUUCGACAGAAUUAUCUCCAAUUUUGGAUGUUUCACCAUCGAUCGAAGCGGCUGAAGCUCAAGAAAUUCUUGAAAAACGUCGUAAUACUCUACAAACAACGGCUCGCCAAACAACUAAUAAUCUGGGAACUGAUAUGACCAGCAUUAGCGGAAUGAUUGAUGAUUUUAAUCGAGCAAUCGAAACAUUAAGUUUGAAUCAACGCGGAAACGGAAUCAACAUUAACAACAGCAGCAGCAGUAGUAGUAGUAGCGGUAUUAAUAAAAAUAAUCAAUCCAGAAUAGAUGGAGAUACGAAUAAACAACUAAACAAAUUUAACUUACCACCACCAUCAUCAUCAUCUUCAUCAUUAUAUCAGAGUUCAAACAGUAUUAAUAAUAAUAAUAAAAGUAAUAAUAAAUCAAUGUUGUCAAGAAGAGCAAGUACCGGAACAGCUGAAUUGAGCUAUGAUCAAUAUCAUCCAAUCAUUGGUGGUAAACAAAAUCGUAUAAUGCCAAACAUUUCUUCGACAAACAAUGCUGAUGAUAUGAAAAAAUUAUUUGAAACAACAUUGACCCGUACAGCAUCAUCAUCAGUACCAACAACAACAACGACAGCAACAACAACAACUAUAACGACAACAACAAGCAAAACGGGAAUAAUGAACACAGCUGGUAAUAUUACCAGUACAUCUACCGAUUUGGAAUCAUUAAAACAACAGAAAGCAUUAAUAGCAACGAAUACACAGAUUGAACAACAACUACAGAAACAGCAACAAAUUCUCAUACAACAACAACAACAAUUUUUGCAAAUUCAGCUCGAACAACAACGAUUACAGAAUCAAUUACAAGAAAAAAAGGCCCAAUCUGAACGACAACAACAACAACAACAACAAAAAACAAACAAUGAUAAUGUUAAUGCUAAUAAUCUAGGUCAGACAAAUAAUAAUAAUGAUAAAAUGGUAGCAAAAUUAAGUGAUAAAAAUCGUGAAAUUGCUGUCAACACCGAUGAUCAUUUGGUUAAUAAUCAUCAUACAAAUCCACAUCAUCAUCGUGGACAAACAACAAGACAAACAACAUCAUUGUUGAAAAAAGAUAAACAAGUUUCGACCAUGUCAACAACAUCUCCAUUAUCAAUGCAUGAUAGAAAUGUAUCAAAUCAACAACAACAAUCUUCGGCCAUUGUAAAUGUUCGAGCAUUAGGUCCAAUGGAUCAAUCAUUACCUGAUCAACGUGAUACAUCUCGAUAUCAUCAACAGCAACAAAGAAUUCCUUCGUUAUCAAUGCAAACUUCAUCAUCAUCAUCAUUGCAUCGUCGUUUACCUCAUCCAACUGGUGAUGAGAUUCUAAACCAUCAGCAACAAUAUGGCCAUACAAGUCGACCAUCAUCAUCGAUUACAACAACAAGCGCAUCGCAACGUUCUAGUUCGCCUAAAACUUCGACACGUAAAAUUAAUCCCAAUACUAGAAUUACAUCAUCGGUCACAUAUCGUCCAAAUAUUGUGACCAGUAUAGCGUCGUCAAAUGCAAACACAUACAAAAAUCCAUCCGUUUCAAAUGUUAGUUCCAUAUUGGCACAGAAAAAGGAAUCAUUCGUUGCCAAUAAAGUAUCAAAAUCGUUUGGUUUACAUUUCGGAACAAGUGGAACACCUGCAUCUACAUCUACGAAUGAACGAAUUGCAUUAAACACUUUAGGAUAUUUAGAUUUGGAUACGAAAAAUGUUUCAUUCGAAACAGGUUUAAGUGGUAAAAAUAAACGACGAAAACUUCCCGAAGUACCGAAAGAUGAAGAACCGAUUUCUUCAAUCAUCAAUACGAAAAAAUUGAUGAAAGAAAAAUUAAGUGGACGAAAUCCAUUGGCACGUAGUGCACCACCACUUAAAUCAUCAUCAUCAUUAGAUAGUUCAUUUGGUAUUGGCCUAUUUGGUGAACCAAACAGUAGUUGUGGGGGUGGUGUGGGCGCUAUUAGCAGCCAAUCAAUUCCACCAAGACCUCAAUCACCUUAUUCAUCAAAUUCGGAUAUAACACAUUUUCUUGCCUCAACAUAUGGACGACAUCAUUUAUUGAAAAGUCCGACCAAUACCGAUAUUGCCAAAGUGACUAAUAAACAAUUUAAAUCUGCAUCUGAACAUAAUGCAUCAAAAUAUGAACAUCCUCAUCAUCAUGGUAGUAAAAUUAUGACAUCGGCCAAUUUUGCUAAUGAAAUUAAAAAUAUUCAACAAAAAAUUCUUGAAGAAUUGAAAACAGGCGAAUUAGCUAAUUCAUCAAAUUUUAUGAAUAACAAAAGAUCUAAUCAAACUAAACUCAAUACUUUAACUGGUAUUGGAACUGAUUAUCAAAGUUAUCGAAGUCUAUUAGACAAUAGUUUAUUGGAUAAUAGUCCUACCGCAGGUUAUAAUCGUAAUUAUCAAUCAAGAAAUUCAUACAACUUGCGUAAUACAUUGAAUAUGACAAACAGAUAUAAUCGUAAUCAUUAUCCAGGUGUAGGUGUAAAGAAUAAUAUUUUUAAAUCAUAUGAAUAUGAAUCAUUGAAUCCGGUCCGUUAUGGUGAAGAUAAAUAUCGUCUCACACGUCCAAUGUCAUCGAUUUUGUUUUAUGAAAAUUCUGCUUCAACGAAUGCAGCCAGAGAUACAUUGUUACAUGGAAAUCAACAACGUUCAUUCCAGAAUCUAUCACCACUACGGUAUUCUCAUUUGUCAAAACGUCAUUCUAAAUAUGAUCGAUUAAAUUCAUUGUAUCGUAAAUAUGAUUUGGCUACGGCUAAUCAUUCAUCAUUCACUGAUAUGAAUCGUUAUGGCCAAAAUCGUGAUCUUCUAUACGGAACCAAUGAUGUUAUUAAUAAUCGAGAUCUGAAAAAUUAUACCUCACGUUCAUGGCAUCCAUCACCAUAUGUUUCAGAUGUAUCAGAUGAUGAAGAUUUUGAUCAGGAUCUUAGUGUGGAAGAAAAAACAGCCAAAGUUCGUGCCGAAAUCAAACGUCGUCGACAACGAUUAGCAGAUUCUGAUCGUCUAUAUAGACAUUAUUCAUUUGAUGAUUACAAUUGUCUUAAUAGUGAUCGUUCAUUAUUAGAUGAUCCACUUGAUUCAUCAUUUAACUAUCUGAUUUCACAAUCAUCCGAUCAUUCUCAUCAUCAUCAACCUUUCACUUAUGAUAAAUAUGAUGGUUUAAAUGAUUAUUCAUUGCUUGAAUCCAAAGAAAAAUAUUACAGUGAUGAUCUUAAUGCAUAUUCACAAAAUAAUCAAAAGGCUGGUUUAUAUUAUAGUUCCUAUCCUGAUUAUUCAUUAUCAUCUGCAUCAAGACAUCAUCAACAAAAUCGAAUGUAUGAUUCUCGUUUAUCCAAUACCGGAUAUGGUUAUGGUCCACAUGGUGAUGAUUUAAAUUAUCAUCAUCAGAUGAGUCCAUAUGGAGCAUCAUCGAUGCCUUUGUUAACUGAACAACAACAGCAACAACAACAACAACAACAACAGGUAAAUUAUCGUACAAGAAAAACAAUGGAUGAUUUUGGUAUCAACAACAAUGGCUAUCGAAAUAAUACUGGAUAUGAUGAUUCGUUUAAUUAUAUGCGAAGUUCGCCCAAAAAAACUCAAUUCGCGCCAAAUUCCACACGUAAUCCAAAAUAUCCGUUUCCGAUCAAACGAAUACUAUUAACACAGGAUCCAAAAAUACGUUCAAUGGAUGGGGAUGGUCUAGGAUUGAAAGUGAUUGGUGGAAAGGAUAUACCUGGUACAAAUAUGAUUGGAGCUUAUAUUGCAAGAAUACAUUCAAAUCUAUCAAUGAAUGGAGAGAUACGUGAAGGAAUGCAAGUGAUCGAAUGGAAUGGAAUACCAUUGACUGGAAUUUCACAUGACGAAGUAUCACGUAUUAUUGCCAAUCAAAUUGGUGAUGAAAUCGAGGUCGUCAUUCGUACUGAUAUUAAUUUAUUACAAAAUCAAUAUGGCCAUUAUAAUAACAACAAUAUGGCCCCAGGUCCAAAUCCUGGUUAUUAUGGAUCACAGGGUUAUGGUUAUGGACCACCACCACCACCUGAUAGUGGUUAUGGUCCGCCACCUGGUCCACAACCACCUUCACAACCUUUAUGUUAUUCAAACACCGGUUAUGGUCAGCCGCCAUCGAUUAAUAUUCAUCAAAAUAUGAAACCACCACCUUCAUCAACACAACCACAAGUGAUUCUUCAACACAAUCAUCCAGUGGAUGAAAACUAUCAAAUGGUCUAUGAUCAAUAUGGAAAUCGUGUUCCAGCUCCAUUAUCUUCUUCUGUGCUUCCGAUUUCUACUGGACAACCGUUACCACAUCAUCAUUCAAAUAUGAUGGCUGGUGGACCAAUGCCAGGAUUACUACAUCAACAACAACAACAACAACAUCCGCUACCACCACAAAUGCCACCAUCACAAGGAACAAUGAUGCCACCGCAAUUAUCAAUGCAUCAUCAAGCGCCACCACCAUGUCCAUAUUGAUUGAAAUCAUUGUCAUUGAUAAAUUAAACCAUCAAGCCAUUUAUGCUUUAUAGCAUCCUAAAACAAUAAUCCAUCGAAAAAAAAACUUUAGAUUUUAAUGUC